AUGAAUUGGAGUAGAAAAUUAGUUAUUUCGUUUGCUCUCCUGUCACUGAGCGUGGUGUCGUUGAGUAGCGGCUACCGAAUAUUUGCCAUGAUUCCGUUCAAGGGCCGAAGCCACUUCAAAGUGCUGGAGCAGGUAGUCAUGGCGCUCACCGAAAAGGGCCACCAGGUGGACGUUAUCAGUGGCUAUCCACGUACAGAGCCCUUUCCGAAUUACACGGACGUCGUCAAGCUUCAAUCCACCCAAGUCAAGGUGUCCGUUGAUUACAGCGAGCUUCAUUCGCGCAAUGGAAUAAAAGAAGCCGUGCACAGCACUUGCUUGGAACUGUGUGACCUGUUGGGCCAUCCGGAAAUAGCGAGGAUUGUGAAAAAUCCGCCGAAAGAUCCGCCGUACGAUCUCGUUUUGACUCACUUCUUCGCCGGUUAUCAAUGUUACACAGGCGUAGCUCACUUAUGGAACGUCCCUUUGGUCGGAGUAGUGACAACCGCCAUGUAUCCCUACAACCACCGGAUGAUCGGUAGUCCCCUGAACUUGGCGAUCGCUUCGAAGAACCUCCGCAGCCACAACGACAAAAUGUCGUUCUGGGAAAGACUCUACAACGUCCUGAUGACCCACUGGGAGAUAUACACCUACGACAUGAGAGCCUACAAGCAGGACGCCCUGAUAAAGAAGUACCUCGGCCCUGACAUGCCAUCGUACACCGAGCUCGAGAAAAGCGUCUCCCUGAUGUUGACCAACUCGCACUUCAGUUUCCACGGAGUGCAGCCGAAUAAUCCGGCCCACAUCGAAAUCGCCGGGAUACACAUCCAGGACGACAACACGACCACAAUGUCCGAGGAUCUGAAGAAAAUAUUGGACGACAGCAAGGAUGGCUUCAUCUACUUCUCGUUCGGCUCGCUCAUGAGAUUGGAAUCUUUCCCCGAGGAAGUGUUUGGCAAAUUUUACAGCGUUUUUCGGAGACUGGCACCACUACGUGUCCUCGUGAAAUCGGUGGAUCCGAAGGCUCUGCCGAAAGGCAAGCCGAACAACGUGUUCACGUUUCCCUGGUUUCCACAGGAGGAAGUCCUGAAGCAUCCCAACAUCAGAGGCUUCAUCACUCACGGCGGAGGCCUGGGCACGCAAGAGACCGUCUAUUACGGCGUGCCCGUUAUCUGCGUGCCGCUGUUCGCUGAUCAGCAUAUUAAUUGCGACAUAGCGACGAAUAAAAAGUUUGGCAUCAAGUUGGACGUCGUGGCUGCACAGCAAGCCGAUUUCGAUCGCGCCUUCAACGAGAUACUGAACAAUCCGACGUAUCGGGAAUCAGCUACCAAAUUGUCGACCGUGUUCCGCGAUCGGCCCCUCAAGCCGAGAGACGAGGCGGUCUUCUGGAUCGAGUACGUGAUCCGGCACGGUAAGAACGUGCUCAGAUCGCGGGCCGUCGACCUGAAGUGGUGGCAGGCCGAGUUGCUCGACGUUUACGCCUUUAUUGCCGCCAGUGUCGCUGUCCUACUGGGUUGCUUGGUUUUCUUCGCCCAACUACUGAUCGGAUCGUUUAUUCGGAAAAUGAGAAAGUUCAGUUUGUCGGUGAACUCGCGCCGCAGCAAGAAGGUGCCUGCGAUGGUAGAUUUGAUUGACGAUAAUGCGACUUGCGCUUAUCGAGAUAUCCAAAAGAUAACAGAGGCAUCGGGUCAAUUGCACUGUGAAUCCAAGCGUCGGGAACCUGAAUACACAAGCCACACUAGGUGA
Messenger RNA from Copidosoma floridanum, 1722 nucleotides. RefSeq names its product UDP-glycosyltransferase UGT5-like. Gene Ontology annotation, molecular function: UDP-glycosyltransferase activity. NCBI's taxonomy places the organism in Eukaryota, Metazoa, Arthropoda, Insecta, Hymenoptera, Encyrtidae. The record is from RefSeq and is a predicted model, not a curated record.